Arvicola amphibius (Eurasian water vole) is the source of this 3327-nucleotide messenger RNA. RefSeq names its product NSF attachment protein gamma (gene Napg). Gene Ontology annotation, biological process: intracellular protein transport. The transcript has 12 exons. The coding region runs from base 97 to 1035 and encodes 312 amino acids. The record is from RefSeq and is a predicted model, not a curated record. Gene Ontology annotation, molecular function: soluble NSF attachment protein activity; syntaxin binding. Gene Ontology annotation, cellular component: vacuolar membrane; SNARE complex. Lineage: Eukaryota; Metazoa; Chordata; Mammalia; Rodentia; Cricetidae.
UUCCCGGCUUCCUCCGCGGCGUUCCCACGCCGACGCUUCCAAGGUUUGCGGGGCACUAGGUGGCUUCGCUCUUCGCGUCAGCAAGUGACCGAGGCCAUGGCAGCCCAGAAGAUAAACGAGGGGCUGGAGCAUCUGGCGAAGGCAGAGAAGUACCUGAAAACUGGGUUUUUAAAAUGGAAGCCAGACUACGACAGUGCUGCUUCUGAGUAUGGAAAAGCAGCUGUUGCUUUUAAAAAUGCCAAACAAUUUGAGCAAGCAAAAGAUGCCUGCCUACGGGAAGCUGUUGCCCAUGAAAAUAACAGGGCUCUUUUUCAUGCUGCCAAAGCUUACGAGCAAGCUGGCAUGAUGUUGAAGGAGAUGCAGAAACUGCCUGAGGCCGUCCAGCUGAUCGAGAAAGCCAGCAUGAUGUACCUGGAGAACGGCACCCCCGAUACAGCGGCCAUGGCCUUGGAGCGAGCUGGGAAGCUCAUAGAAAAUGUAGAUCCAGAGAAGGCUGUGCAGUUGUAUCAGCAGACAGCCAAUGUGUUCGAAAAUGAGGAGCGCCUCCGGCAGGCAGUGGAACUACUGGGAAAGGCCUCCCGACUGCUGGUGCGAGGACGAAGGUUUGAUGAGGCUGCACUGUCUAUUCAGAAAGAAAAAAAUAUUUAUAAGGAAAUUGAGAAUUAUCCAACAUGUUAUAAGAAAACAAUUGCUCAGGUCUUGGUUCAUCUACACAGAAAUGAUUAUGUGGCUGCAGAGAGGUGUGUCAGGGAGAGCUACAGCAUCCCAGGGUUUAAUGGCAGUGAAGACUGUGCUGCGCUGGAACAGCUCCUAGAGGGGUAUGACCAGCAAGACCAAGAUCAGGUGUCAGAUGUCUGCAACUCACCUCUUUUCAAGUACAUGGACAAUGACUAUGCUAAGCUGGGCCUAAGCUUAGUGGUUCCAGGAGGGGGAAUCAAGAAGAAAUCACCAGCAACACCCCAGGCCAAGCCUGAUGGAGCUGCCAGCACAGCUGCUGAGGAGGAGGAAGACGAGUAUUCAGGAGGCCUGUGCUAGGACCGUGCCUGCGGAGAGAUGAGAAGUUGGGAAUCCUGGCGAGCCUCUUGAUGGGGUUAAGACUCAUCUGUGGUCAUCUGCUUCACGGGAGAUUGUGACGCUGAGUGUUAAUAUAUGUGAAGUUCAUUGCCUUUUCCUCAACUCAGCCAUUGUGUCUGCUGCCUGUGAAGCUCUGUCCUGUCCGUUCUAAGAGCAGAAAUGAGAGGUCCUACUUUAAUAAUUGGUUUUAAAAUGUAUAGACACAUUUCAGAUAAAUUAUAUUAUAAGCAAGGCAGGAAAUAGGCAUAAAUCUCUUUUCUCAUGGGUUCUUGUAAUUUAUUGUUAAAUAAUUGUCAUUGCAUUUUAUUUAACAUUACUUGUAAACAUGAUUUUUCUUUUUUCUUUCUUUUUUUGGUAAAAAUAAUUAUUUCAAAACUAGUCUGGUUCUUCCCACCAUCUUUCAGUGUUGUCACAUGGUACUCAUGCAUGGUCUGACUAAGGUUCAGUAGCUGGCAUUGUGGACCAUGAAGAAGCAUGACAGAAACACGGAGACGAAGACCUGGGGUUCUCUUUUUAGGGCUAUAAAAUGUAAGAAUGAAAGCAAUGUUCCUGUGGACAGAGGACUUGUCUCAUUCUGAAAAGAAAAUUUAUUCAUCACCAUAUUAGAUACAUUUAAAUUAUUGAGUAUUUUCAGAGACAGGUUUGGGACAAAAGCUUUAUAAUAUUUAGUUCAACACAUGACCACAAAAUGUGGAAGCCAGAGUAUUGGUAUUUCUUUUUUAACAACAAUAAAAAGGAUGGCUGUUUUCCAAACUGGGACUGAUUAAGACCAUUUGCAUGAGUCCAGAAUGACAGGCAAUGUUCCUUUCAGUCUAGUAUGUGUGCAUUUCUGACCUCCAAAGCAGUUCUGAUUUAGAGUUCAUAAUUUAGCAUGAGUUGUUCUGUAUACUACAAAAAGUAAAAAGCUAGUAGGGAUGUGUAGGGAUGUGUGUAUGACAAUGCUUUUGAAAGACAUACAUUUAGAACUGGGUUACCAGUCUUUUCAUACCUCAGAAGGCCUUCCAUGCUUAUUUCCUAAAAGUUAGUUUUGAAGCAUUCCUCUUUUUCUAAACCUGUGUGGCUUCGACCCUCUCAGAGCUGGUGUGGACUGAAGAGGAUGCAGACAGCAGCAGCGCGUGCACCAGGCGGCAGUGUCGACAGGGCUAGUUCCUGUCGCCGAGCUCCACCGCUGGCUCUCUAUGACACACCGUAUUUGCAUAUAGUAUGCUUGCUUUUGCUGGCGUUCCAGAGUCUAGGAAAGUAUCUUUAUGAUACUGGUCCUAGUGGGAGACCUUCAGACUAGCAUCCUCUGCCAGGCGUGCUUGAGUGGGUGGAUGUCACGGAGAGUCCCUGCACGGACUACAGGUCUGACGCAAAACACUAAUGAAAGUUUUAUAUUUCCCCUAAGUUACCUGGAAGUUGUUUGGGUUGCCAGCUCAUUGUCUUUAAUUGCAUUGAAAUUAUGACUAAAGCUGUAUUUGGCAUUUUUAUUUAAAGAGGAAAUUGGUAUUUCAAAGAUGAUGUCAAUGUUGUGUUUACCUUUAGAUCCAACCAGAAACAUCAUGCUUAUUUGAGCAAAUUAAUACUCUAUAAAAGUAGAUUUGGAAGUACUUAAAAGUUACUUUAGACAAUUGUGUGGCCUCUGUUAUCCAAUAAAACCCUUCAGGGAGUCAGUUUUACUCAUAUACAUCUUAAACGAAAAGGAACCAUGAAUGCACUGUGAGCAGCACUGCAGCUCAGGUGUAAAGCAGCGGAGGGUGAGACAGCCGUGCACCUCCCACCGCCUGGAGCCAGCGCUCAGGAUCUACAGCUCGUUUUUGUGUCGCUUAUUCUGGGUGGUGUCUUGGAGCUUUUGUUCCGUGUGUACACGUUUUCUUUUUUCUUUUUUACAGAGGUCUAUGUAUCUAGCAUUUUAUUUUUCUACCUGCAUUAAGUCUGCACUCCGGAGAGUUUAGUCAGACUUGGGAAACCUAGUGUUUACAACAAGAACUGUUCUCUGGAACUCUUAACACCCUCUGUGAAAGUGAAAGUCUGCAUGAAUACGCUAGAACCAUUUAGUGUUUAGUUAGUGUAUAGUAGGUGAAGUCAGUCUACAGGACACAUUUAUUAUAUUGAAUUUGUAAAUAUGCAGAAUACGGUAUUUGUGUAUGGAAUCUGUGCAUUAUCAUAUUUUUCCAGAUUUUUGGUGAGUAAAAUAUUAAUAUGUUGUUAAUGGAAAUUAGAUGUUUACUUCUGAAGGAAGAUAAUUAUGAAAAUAAAACUCAAGUCUCUGAA